AUGGGCGCGCGGUCCGCGCACGCGCGCGCGCCGACGUCGGCGUCGGCGUCGGCGACGGCGCGCGCGCGACGACCGCGCGGACGCGGCGGCGUCGUCGCGACGCGGGCGACGACGGUGAACGAGACGGCCACCGCGCGUGAUUUGCCCAAAGUCCUCGUCGCCGGCGGUGGCAUCGCGGGACUCAUCACCGCGCACGCGUGCCGAAGAAAAGGGAUGGAGGUGACGGUUUUUGAAAAGGUGCGAAAGUACGAGCCGUUCGGGGGACCGAUUCAGUUGCAGUGUAACGCCCAGGGGGCGCUGGAUUCGAUCGACCCGGACGUGGCGGAGGCGGUGAUGCGGGCGGGGACGAUCACGGGUGAUCGCGUGAAUGGAUUGCUCGAUGGCGUCUCGGGGGAGUGGUUUUAUCGGUUCGAUACGCGGAAACCGUGUCACGAGAAUGGGUUGCCGUUGACCUUGGUGUUGUCGCGAUUCGAGCUGUUGGAUAUUUUGAGCAAAGGCGUGGGGGCGGAGAACAUCGAGAUGGGCACGGUGGUGGAGAAGUACGAACAUCGGGGAGAUAAGAUCGUGGCGACGCUCACGGAUGGGACCGAGCACGAGGGCGAUGUGUUGAUCGGCGCCGAUGGCAUUCAUUCGAGGUUGCGCAAACAAAUGCGCGGCGCGGAGACAAAGUUGGCGUACGCCGGGUACGCGGUGUACACGGCGAUUUGCGAUUACUCCCAGCCUCACCGCGAGCCGGUGAACACUGAUCCGAACAAGGUCGGUUACCAAGUGUUCUUAGGCCCGAAGCAAUACUUCGUGAGCUCGGACGUUGGUAACGGACAACAGCAAUAUUACGCCUUUUUGGAGGUUCCGCCCGGGGGCGACGACGAAUUCGCCAAGUGCGAACGAUGGGCGAACUAUCGCGAUAUGUUGCUCGAUCGAUUCAGCGAUUGGUGUCCAGCGGUGUUGGAGCGCCUCGAGUGCACCAAGCCCGAGGAUGUGGAGCGUCGUGACGUGAACGAUCUCUUGCCCGAUCCGCGCUGGGUCGACGGCCGCAUGGCGCUCCUCGGCGACUCGGCGCACGCGGUGCAGCCAAACCUCGGCCAGGGUGGUGGUCAGGCGAUCGAGGGCGCUUACGUCCUCGCCGAUGAGCUCUCAAAGUGCGAAGGUGGGAAGGGUGUGCAAAAGGCGCUGAUGAUGUACGCCGCGAGACGGUUCCUGCGCACAGGCGCCAUUCACGGCUUGUCUCGAUUCUCGUCCCUCAUGAACACCUUCUAUCGAAGAUAUCUCGGCGACGAACCGUACGGAUGGUACCCCGAGCCGGCGAAAGAGAUGUGGCACGAGGUUUCCAAGGCGAAGAUCCCGCAUCCCGGUUCGGUCGUCGGUCAAAUCGCCCUCAUGGCGACGAUGCCCAUCAUCCUCGAGUACGUCGGCGCCGGCUACGGCAUCCCGGGCGUCCUCGGCGGCGCCUCUACGGGCAAUGGCAAGGACCGCGUGCCAAAAUCUCAAGUUCCCGGUAUUUCCGCCCCAAAGCGCGAUCUCACCGCGGACGAUUUCAAGAUGAAAGGCAUCCCGGGUCUCGCCAAGUGA
Ostreococcus tauri is the source of this 1569-nucleotide messenger RNA. Its product is annotated as Monooxygenase, FAD-binding. NCBI's taxonomy places the organism in Eukaryota, Viridiplantae, Chlorophyta, Mamiellophyceae, Mamiellales, Bathycoccaceae. The record is from RefSeq and is a predicted model, not a curated record. The coding region runs from base 1 to 1569 and encodes 522 amino acids. Gene Ontology annotation, molecular function: FAD binding. The transcript has a single exon.